AUGGCUGGCGGCGGAGGAAAAUACAGACACCUGGGUCGCAAGUCCUCGCAUCGACAGGCUUUGCUCCGUAACUUGGUUACCUCCCUCUUCGAGAACGAGUCAAUUACAACAACAUGGCACAAGGCCAAGGAAGCUCAGCGGUUGGCGGACAAAUUGAUCACACUGGGCAAGAAGAACACUGAGGCGAGCCGGAGACGGGCAUUGGAGAUUUUCUACAAACCCCAUGAUAUCCUUCCUAAACUCUUCGGUCCCCUCCGUGAACGCUACGCCGAGCGCCCCGGUGGCUACACCCGCGUUCUCCGUGUCGAGCCGAAACAGAAAUACGAGUUCUUCUCCGUCGCUAAGGGUAACAAGAGUGCUGCUCCCAUACGCAAACCACAUGAUCAGGCCCCUUCCGCAAUUCUGGAGCUUGUCGACGGUCCAAAGGAUAUGCGAUUUGCCAUGACGGCUCGCACUGUUGCGCGCCAGCGUGAGCGCGGUGUCGAGGAGUUAAACGAUCUUACAUCAUUGAACGUACAAAAGGUGACCCGAUUCCGGAAGGGUGGCAUGGAGGCUCUGGAAAGUGCGAUCUCCAAGUUGAAGAUUUCUAAGACUGCUAAGGGAGAUCCGGAGGUUGAUUCAUCAAGGGGAAACUAG
Messenger RNA from Penicillium malachiteum, 636 nucleotides. Its product is annotated as mitochondrial 54S ribosomal protein bL17m. The transcript is spliced from 2 exons. Lineage: Eukaryota; Fungi; Ascomycota; Eurotiomycetes; Eurotiales; Aspergillaceae. Gene Ontology annotation, molecular function: structural constituent of ribosome. Bases 1 to 636 code for a protein of 211 amino acids. Gene Ontology annotation, cellular component: mitochondrial large ribosomal subunit; ribosome. Gene Ontology annotation, biological process: translation. The record is from RefSeq and is a predicted model, not a curated record.